Molecule: messenger RNA, 2673 nt
Organism: Vicia villosa (hairy vetch)
Lineage: Eukaryota; Viridiplantae; Streptophyta; Magnoliopsida; Fabales; Fabaceae
Product: ARM REPEAT PROTEIN INTERACTING WITH ABF2-like
Exons: 19
Coding region: 272-2383 (703 amino acids)
Molecular function (GO): protein binding
Source: RefSeq, a predicted model, not a curated record
ACAAAAGAAAAGAAAAACAGAAAAAAUAGAUGUGUUAUUCCACAACUGCCCCCAAUCUGGAACUCCGUAUUCACCAUCUCUAUUCAAAAUCCUAAAUCCAUUUUUUUGGAUCACUCUCCUCUCUCUCAUCUCAUUUUCUGUUACACUUGUUUCUUCCGUGUCUCUCUAUCUUUCACACUCAGAGAAAUAGAUAGAUAGAUAGCGAGAGGGGGGUGAGGAGAGAGAAAGGGGUGUGGAGAGAGAGGGACCUUCUUCGUCCUGUUGUUGGUUGAUGGAGCUUCAGAAGCGUCCAGAUCAAAACCUACCGGAGAAGAAAGGCCAGAAAAGGAAACUGGAGGAGGAAUCUCAACACGACUCACAGAUCUCUCUUCCUCCCACCGGCGACGCACGCGACGCACUUGUAUCCGACGUCAACCAACACGUUUCAAUUCUCCUUUCCACUUUUUCAUGGAACGAAUCCGAUAGAGCUUCUGCUAAACGCGCCACUCACGCCCUCGCGGAUCUUGCCAAAAACGAGGAAGUUGUGAACGUGAUUGUUGAAGGAGGCGCUGUUCCGGCUUUGAUUAAGCAUCUUCAACCGCCUCCUUUGCCUGAACACGGCAUUCCGAAGCCGUUUGAGCACGAGGUUGAGAAAGGUAGCGCAUUCGCACUUGGACUUCUUGCAGUCAAGCCAGAACAUCAACAACUCAUUGUUGACAACGGUGCUUUGAAGCAUCUUGUUGAUCUUUUGAAAAGGCAUAACAACGGUUUAACAUCACGUGCCAUUAAUAGUCUCAUUCGGAGGGCUGCAGAUGCGAUCACUAACCUUGCUCAUGAAAACAGCAGUAUUAAAACCCGUGUUAGGACGGAAGGUGGGAUUCCACCAUUAGUUCAUUUGCUUGAAUUUGCGGAUACAAAAGUGCAAAGAGCAGCUGCUGGUGCAUUACGGACCCUCGCUUUUAAAAAUGAUGAAAAUAAGAAUCAGAUUGUUGAAUGCAAUUCUCUUCCAACUCUGAUUCUGAUGCUUCGGUCAGAAGACGCUGCUAUUCAUUAUGAAGCGGUUGGUGUGAUCGGAAAUCUGGUCCACUCCUCUCCCAAUAUAAAGAAAGAAGUUAUUCUUGCUGGAGCCUUACAACCUGUUAUUGGAUUACUUAGCUCUUGUUGCUCUGAAAGCCAGAGGGAAGCAGCGUUGUUACUUGGACAGUUUGCAGCAACUGAUUCAGACUGUAAGGUUCACAUUGUACAGAGAGGUGCUGUCCGACCUCUGAUAGAGAUGCUUCAGUCUCCUGAUGUUCAACUCAGAGAAAUGUCUGCUUUUGCAUUGGGGAGAUUGGCACAGGACACACAUAACCAAGCUGGUAUUGCACAUACUGGUGGCUUAAUGCCAUUACUGAAGCUUCUUGACUCAAAAAAUGGGUCUUUGCAGCAUAAUGCUGCUUUUGCUCUUUAUGGCCUUGCAGAGAACGAGGAUAAUGUGCCCGACUUUAUUAGGGUAGGUGGAAUUAAGAAACUCCAGGAUGGAGAGUUUAUUAUUCAAGCAACUAAGGAUUGUGUUUCUAAGACAUUGAAAAGACUAGAAGAGAAGAUUCAUGGUCGUGUGUUGAACCAUUUAUUAUAUCUUAUGCGGGUUUCAGAAAAGGCAUUCCAAAGACGAGUUGCUUUGGCUCUUGCCCAUCUUUGUUCUGCAGACGACCAGAGAAAAAUAUUUAUUGACCACAAUGGACUGGAGUUGCUUAUUGGGCUUCUUGGCUCAUCAUGCCCUAAGCAGCAACUUGAUGGUGCCGUGGCUUUAUGCAAGUUGGCCAACAAAGCUAUGGCUAUGUCUCCUAUUGAUGCUGCUCCUCCAUCCCCAACACCCCAGGUCUAUCUGGGAGAGCAGUAUGUAAACAAUGCUACCUUAUCAGAUGUUACAUUUUUAGUUGAAGGUAAACGGUUUUAUGCCCACAGAAUCUGUUUACUUGCUUCUUCAGAUGCAUUUCGUGCAAUGUUUGAUGGUGGUUAUAGGGAGAAGGAUGCAAGGGACAUUGAGAUACCAAAUAUCAGAUGGGAGGUCUUUGAGCUGAUGAUGAGAUUUAUAUAUACUGGAUCAGUUGAUCUCACUGUUGAAGUUGCUCAAGAUCUCCUCCGAGCAGCUGAUCAAUAUCUUUUAGAAGGGCUUAAGAGACUAUGUGAAUACACAAUUGCACAGGAUGUAUCACUGGAGAGUGUGUCAAAUAUGUAUGAACUUUCGGAAGCCUUCAAUGCCAUAUCAUUGAGACACACAUGCAUCCUUUUUAUCUUGGAGCACUUAGAUAAAUUAAGUGCAAUGCCAGGACACACUGAUUUGAUUCAGCGAACAAUACCAGAGAUCCGCAAUUACUUUGUUAAAGCUCUUACGAAGGGGAACUCCAACAUCCAGGCAUAGUAUGUGUCAUUAUAUGGUUGACAUCUAACAGAUUGCAAUGUGUACAUAAUAUGGUAGAUGUUAUUGAUUAUUAUUUCAAGUGUGAGGGAGGUCUCCUGGAUUCAGAACAGCGUGGUUUUGAAGAAAUGUCUAACACCAGGUGGUGUCUGUUCUUUUUUGAUGCUGUGUCCCUCCCUUCUGUUUGUAACACAGUUGUCGUAAAUGUAGUAGCAUACAUGACCUUCACGAACAUUGAUUUUUUUCCUCGUGCAAUAUUGUGAUGGUUAUGAAUUGAUAGUUUUCUAUCUCAA